This is a messenger RNA of Anoplopoma fimbria (sablefish), 1943 nucleotides long. RefSeq lists its product as uncharacterized. The transcript is spliced from 5 exons. Lineage: Eukaryota; Metazoa; Chordata; Actinopteri; Perciformes; Anoplopomatidae. The record is from RefSeq and is a predicted model, not a curated record. The coding region runs from base 112 to 1023 and encodes 303 amino acids.
UGCGUGCGGUCUGCGGUCCACCGCCAAAUUCAAACAGCGGAAGAAAGAAACAACAGCAACAGGCAGCUGGAGCAGACGAUUCUCACAACUACUGAGGUAAGCUGAGUGAACAUGGCAUCUUCAAUGAUGGAUGGAGUAGGUAAAGCAGUAGUGGGAGUGUGGCGUGCGCAUACGGUCCUGGAUGAGUCUGACGGUGCAGAGAGCUCCCCGGAAGCUCCCGACCGUUUCCGCAAGCUUCGCUCUUCAUCUUCACUCAAUUCUCUCCGAAUGACUUUGCGAAAGAGGCUCCCACUACGUUCCGUCCAGACCAACUCCCUCCCAGAAAAUCCAACUUGGGAAACCAAGAAGGAUUGGUCCAAGAAGGAAACCAAGAAGGAGCAGCCGAAGCCCAACGCCGUCCACAAACUCACACGCAGUGCUCGGAACUCCAUCACCGACGUAUAUCAGAGGAUGCAGAGGACAAGAGAGUUUUCACGUGAGGAGUGUUUGGUAGCGACCCCAGGUCAGACAUGUGAAGGGGAAGAACCUGGUGCAUCAACUUCUCAUACCCCAAGACGAACACCCAGACGCACGCCCGGCCGAGCUGCAACACCCAGGCGCACCCCCAGAUCAGCUGUCACACCUGGACGUACCCCUGGCUCUAGAGGAAGAAGGACUCCUGAGGCUGGCGUACGAGGGGUGAAGACAGGAGGAGGCCGGAGGCAGCUGGUCCGCAUGGCUGCAUUACAAAGUCCCUUUGCCUCCCCAAACACACAGAACCAGAGGAAAAAGUUUGACAGCGAGUUGGAGACAGUGUCCAGUGGGAUCAGGAGGCUCAAACAUCUGUCCAGGGCCUUCGACAACAUAAUUGGCAGAGACAACGGGAGCAGUACAAAGGAACGUUCUGGAGGAGCAGUGAUGAGAAAGUUGGACCCCAGCGGUAAACUCAGUCGCUCAAACCUGACACGUCGAGCAACGAACCUCUCAAACACUCUGGGAGGUUUGGCCCACACAGCUGUGAACACUAUUUGCAAACCCAACUGAGCUACAAUCAUGCCUGUGUGUAAAACACAGAUCCUUUUUGGAGCCAUGUUUCACACUUAUCUUUAUUGAGGUAUCAGUUAUAUUUUACUUAUAGUGUUGCCAGUAUGAUACUGGGAGUUACAUGGCAGCUUGUCUUCUCUUUUUUAUAUAUAUGUUGUGUGUAGUUGGAAACAUUCAAGUAAUUCUUGUUUGUUUGCAUGUCUCAGGUUAGCUGGUUGUAGGUAAAAUAUCCUCAGUGUAGCUGCCAAAGGGAUUUCUGUAUUGUUUAUGUACCCGUUAUAGCUGCUACAACCAAAUGUCUGUUACAUUUUCAAGAUACUAAUAUUAUUGUUUGUAUUCUCACUCUGUGCUUAGAAACAUGGUUUCCAGUUUAUACAAUUUACUUUAUAAGAAAAGACUUUUUGUAUUUUAGAACAAACCCUAAAGUUCUUGACAAACGGGAGAUUCAUAUUCCUGUAUUUUAUAUGUAUGCAAUAAUGUACCUAACAUUUGUUUGUCCUUUUUUAAAAUGUCAAUUGAUUAUGCCAAACUGUAAAGUUUAUUUUCUAUAGAAGGGGACUUUUUUAUAUAUAAUAGCUUAGGUAGUAAGACUUUUUCAUUUUUCCUUGAGGCCGGGCUUCUUACUAUUAAUGGCCCGUGGAUGAUUCAUGCAUCAAUACUUUACACAUAAAUCAUUUGAUAAUGUAAUGGGGGAAGAUGUAAUGACUCGUUACCUUAUGUCAACGAUGAUGAUGUUAUAAAGCCAUAUCCAGCAGGUUAUUAGAGCUGUGACUUUCAAACAAACAGCCUUAAAUGAAGCGAAACACUUUUCCUCUCUGCCAUUUCUAUGUAUUGGUACCUGUUUUCUGCAAUAACGAGAGAAAGGGAGAUUCCCAAAUGUGAAGAAAAAAAAUUGUUCAAUAAAACCUGUACGCUUCAAC